Molecule: messenger RNA, 786 nt
Organism: Penicillium cataractarum
Lineage: Eukaryota; Fungi; Ascomycota; Eurotiomycetes; Eurotiales; Aspergillaceae
Product: sterol desaturase family protein
Exons: 1
Coding region: 1-786 (261 amino acids)
Biological process (GO): ergosterol biosynthetic process
Molecular function (GO): iron ion binding; C-4 methylsterol oxidase activity
Source: RefSeq, a predicted model, not a curated record
AUGGAGGUGUUCAGUGACUAUGCUAGCCCCCUGUUUGCACAAGCCUCGGCCUUCUGGGUUGGCAUUGUGGACACCUACUCCGCGCAACGAAUCGAGUUUGUGGGCACAUUCCUUAUUCAAGUUCUGACAUUUUGGGUACCCUCGAUCGUUUAUCUAUUCCUAGAUGUGAUCGCGCCCAAAUUCAGUCAGAAGCACAAGAUCCAGCCGGCCCCAAAACAGCCCACCCGCAGUGACAUCGUGCGCUGUUUCAUCGUGGUUACCCAGAACCAGAUCCUGUCGUCCGUGCUACAUAUCAGCCUGAUCUACAUCAGUAGCAAAGCUGGAUCGGGAUCGUCCUACCGUGUCACCACAACUCUACCAUCAGCCUUUGAAUUCAUUCGUGACUUUGCGGCAAGUCUGGUCCUCCGCGAAGCGAUGUUCUACUACAGCCAUCGACUUCUUCACAUCCCAUACCUGUACCGGCGCAUCCACAAAAAGCAUCACAAGUUCACAGCUCCCAUCGCGCUAGCAGCCCAAUUCGCGCAUCCGAUCGAGCAAAUUUUCGCAAAUGCACUACCGAUCUCUCUGCCUCCGCAGCUUUUGCAUAGCCACGUGUUGACGUUCUGGGCGUACCUUGCCUGGGAGUUGUUUAAUACGGCAACCGUGCAUAGUGGGUACGAUUUCUUCGGGAAUAAGGCGAAGAUGCAUGACCUUCAUCACGAGAAAUUCAAUCUCAAUUACGGGUCAAUUGGAUUCCUUGAUUGGGUGCAUGGAACGAACAAAUUGGGGAAGCGACACUCCGAGUAA